AUGCUGUCAUCUCUAAAUCAAGUUAGAUGUGGCCAUUAUAUUACAAAGGUCAAUGUUGCCAAAUACGAGAAGAAACCCAACCCUAAGUUGACGAGAAAACCGAUCAGUAGGGAUGUACCUCCCUCAAAUAAAAAGCCUGCUGGCGGAUGGAACAAAAAGUAUGAUGGCAGAUCUUUUGCUGAUGCAGUUACCGGGAGACGUGAUGCAACAAAAUCCUCUUCAUCGAUUCUGACCAAGGCUAUUAUACUCAAUCGUGUAGCGGUGAUGGAAAUUCAAUCGACACUUAUGGGGGAGGUCAACUGCUUUCAACUUCUCAGUAAUCUUCUGAAACUGAUUAACGCCGACGGGAACAUUCCUUGUUACGUGUUCUAUGCAGGCGGUCUAAAGGCCAUCCUAAAAUUCUCAUCGGGAAGUAAGGCGGAAGGUUACUUGAACAGCAAACACUCUUGGAACAGAUGGUUCAAGUGGCUCAAGUUGGGUAUUAUGGAGGACGUGCAAUUUGAAAGGGUUGCCUGGGUCAAAAUUAUCGGGCUUCCAAUUCACCUAAGAUCAGAAGAGAAUGCAAGUCUGAUUGUUAGUAAUUUUGGUAAGGUCAUUGAAGUGGAUGGAUGUCAAAACUGGUGCAACAUUGACUUAUCUUCUUCGUAUGCAAGAAUUCUUACAUCAACCAGAAAAUUAAUCAAUGAAGAAGUUAACUGCUCCUUCAAUGGAAGAAUACACUCUGUGGGUGUGGUCGAAUGCGAGGAUAUAUGGAAGUCGUUCUCCAAAUAUUACGAAUCCGACUCCGAAACUUCCAAUCACGAUUCUGAGAAGUACAGAGACGUUGAAGAAGGUGAUUUGGAGUUGUCUGAUACUGAAGACGAGGGUAUAUCAGAAACUUGGGAAAACAACAUUGGCGAUCAACACGAUGUAGAAGAAGGCGAAAUAGUUAUGGAAUAUGUGGAGAAUAACGUUCCAGAAGGCGCCGAUGAUCAUGAACCUUCACUAUCGCCGGCGACAUCGAAGAAGAUGAAGGUAACUGCUGGAACUCCAACUACUGCAAUUAAUUCGGAACUUGGAAAGCCGCCUAUAGAGCACGUGAAAACUAAUGAUGCAAAUCCCAAUAAGGAUAAUAAUGUUGGUGACGGCACAGUAGCGGGUGUAAAAUCGGAUCUUGAAUCUCGCCCCAUGCCCUCUAUCAGGCUUAACUUUAAAAAUGCAGCCCACACUCCUUCUGGCCCACCAAUAAUACAUACGGUUACGGAUGUUGGUAUAUCUGGCUCUGACUUUGGGGGAUCACAUUCCAAAAAAAGAAAAUUAGAUGAUAUUCACAGAAGUAAUCUCGCCUUUUCGCUGACUCCUCGAAGAUUAGUAAAUGAAUUCACUGAUCCAGUCUUCUCAGCUCAGCUCCGCUGCCUUCUCUUCCUCAUUUUUCGAUUUCGGUUAAUGCUCGGAACCCAAUCAUCGAUUUAA
Lactuca virosa is the source of this 1452-nucleotide messenger RNA. Lineage: Eukaryota; Viridiplantae; Streptophyta; Magnoliopsida; Asterales; Asteraceae. The record is from the annotation of a GenBank genome assembly.